UUUCUCACCAAAGUAUCAAUUUUCUCCCUCAUACUUCCCUGGAGGACGCGAGAAACUGUUUUCACACAAUCUCUAAACGCUUCUUUUACCCCUCCCCCCUCCUCCCUCCACCCUCUAUGACAGAAUUCCCAUUCCUUCCAUUCCUUCCAAAUCACCUCUGCUCUUCACCCUCCCUUCUCUCUCUCUCUCUCUCGAUCGAGCUGUCCAUCAUCUAAGAUAGAAAAUUAAAUCAGUGCAGCACAACCACUGCAACAAGUACAAGAGCAUGAAGCAAGAAGAAAGAAGCAUCAGAACCAAGUAGGAGAAGAAGACACUAAACAAGAUAUAGAGAGAUUAGAAAAAUUAGAGCUUUAUUUGUUACCACCCUUUUUCAAAAAACAGAGAAAGAAUGGAGCUGUUUCCAGCACAUCCUGACCUUUCAUUACAGAUAAGCCCCCCGAAUGGAAACAAACCCAGUUCGAAAUGGAACAACACGACAGAAACAGAGGCCAUGCAUUUGGAGUUUUGGAGCAAAGCCUUCGACGCCAACUCCACCACCACCAGUACAGCCUCCAAGUCCUCCGUUGCCACUGCUAGCUUCGACCUCUCCCUCUCAAACCAAACUCUGUCCAACCGCCAUUCUCUUUUCCUCCAUGAACCACACCAUGGCAAAGAUCUCUCCUUUCUUCGUCCCAUACGCGGCAUCCCAGUUUACCAUUCCCCUCCUUCCUUUCCUUUCCCUCAACAAAAUCAGAGACUUAACUAUCCCUUAGACUCCUCGAGGAUAUCGCCGUCGUCCAGGUUUCUCCCUCGGUUUCCGGUGAAGCGCAGCAUGAGGGCUCCCCGAAUGCGCUGGACUUCCACUCUCCAUGCUCGUUUUGUUCAUGCUGUCGAGCUCCUCGGCGGCCAUGAAAGAGCAACCCCAAAGUCGGUUCUCGAGCUAAUGGAUGUGAAAGAUCUCACCUUGGCUCAUGUGAAAUCCCACCUACAGAUGUAUCGGACUGUCAAAACCACUGAUAAGCCUUUAACAGGUCAAGCUGAUCCACUUGAGACCUUUGAUGACAACUUGCUGGAUUUAAACAAUAUUGUCAACGGAUCUGAAUCUUCAGUUGAGAAUGUAAAGUCGGCAGGGCAAAAUAGCACUAAUUUUUAUGCCUUAUGGAGCAAUUCUUCGAGUAGGGAAGACCUAUUGCUUGACAAACCAAAGGGCUAUACCUCAGCAGGGAGAGGGAGAUUGUCAACUUGUGAGAGUGAGACACAAUCCAGAAGCUUUGAAAUGAUAUCAGAUCUUAACUCUUCCUGCCUUUCAGAGACCAGAUCGAAGGAGCCCAAUAUCGAGUUCACAUUAGGGAGGCCUUUUUAAUCAAACUGUAUGUCUAUGUGCUUCCAUCUAUCUAUCAUUUGUAUCAAGAGAUUGAUACAAACCCAAAGUGAGUGAGUGAGUGAGUGAAUGUGUGUGCGUGUGUGUGUGUGCGUCAGAGAGAGAGAGAGAGAGAGAGGAAGUGAAGUGUUUGCAAAAGCACAACAAAUUAGAAGAGAAAAAGGCCAUGUUCUAUAGUUUUAACUUGUCAUUUAGUUUUUGGAAGUAAAAUGUGUUAAAAGUUAUGAUGUCAAGAUUUUCUUCCAUAAAA
Messenger RNA from Phalaenopsis equestris, 1610 nucleotides. RefSeq names its product probable transcription factor KAN2. The transcript has 6 exons. The record is from RefSeq and is a predicted model, not a curated record. Gene Ontology annotation, cellular component: nucleus. The coding region runs from base 389 to 1342 and encodes 317 amino acids. Gene Ontology annotation, molecular function: transcription cis-regulatory region binding. Gene Ontology annotation, biological process: regulation of DNA-templated transcription; abaxial cell fate specification. Lineage: Eukaryota; Viridiplantae; Streptophyta; Magnoliopsida; Asparagales; Orchidaceae.